ACAAAGUAAAGGAAUCGGAUAGUCACCACACUGCGAUUUGUAAAAAGAACGUUCUCCCAAUGACGUCCACUACUGUCGGGAGCGGGGUCUGGAGGUUGCAUGCUGUCCUCGAUGAGUCUGAUCCUGACAGCUCGCCCGAAGCACCGCAGCAGUUUAAGAAGAUGCGCUCCUCCAGCUCACUGAAUUCACUCAGAAUGUCUCUGCGCAAACGACUCCCCUUGAAACCAGUACAGUCUAAUGUCAACAUCUCCGAGAAUCCCACCUGGGAGUCUCUUCAGAUGAACCAAAAGGACAGCGCUGUCCGCAAAAUGACCCGCAGUGCAAAAAACUCAAUUGGGAACGUCUAUCAGAGGUUUCAACGGAGCAGACAGUCACAUCAAGAGUGUCUGGUGAUGACACCUGGUAGAAUGUCUGAUGGGGAGUAUGAUUGCACUGGGACAUCACAGACUCCGAAGCGAUCAGCUGCCUGUACUAUGAACACCCCCAGGCGAACUCCAAGGUCAGCCAGCAAGCGAACUCCUCGGGGGACCCAUACGCCAAAGGCCGGUGUCUCUUCUGUUUGGACAGUGAAGACCAGGGGCACCAGGAGGCAGCUGGUACGCAUGGCAGCACUGAAAAGCCCUUUUGCCUCACCCAACACUAUGAACCGCAGGAGGCAGUUUGAUGAGGAUCUGGAUUGUGUGUCUAAAGGCCUCCGGAGGCUGAAGCGUCUCUCUCGAGCUUUUGAUGAUGCUAUUGGGAGAGAUGACCGGGUCCAGGCCAUGGAACACUACAAAACAGUUAUGACUAUGGGCUACAGCUCCACCAAGAGCAAUCUUUCCAGAGGACUGAACAGGGCUUCCAUCCGAAAUCAGACCCAACGCAUGCAGCAGGCAGUGAGCAGCUGGACUGAUGUAGCCCUGUCAAACAUCCGCAAAGCCUGUUAAAAAGGGACCAUUGUCAUGUUUUCUUUGUGCUUUCAAACAUAUAUUUUCUUCUAUUUGUUCAUGCCAGAAGAGGCCUUGUCCAGUAUUUUGAAGGGACACUUUAUCCUUGACUGUUAUGCCAUCUGUCUGUAUCUUUUAAGUGUUUAAAGUAACGGGCAACUAUUGUUUUAGCAAUAAACAUACUGUAUCAUUUAAUGGGAACAUUUGCAUUUACAGCUGCUUGUUUUCAGAAUUAUGUGCAUGAUUUUUAGUAAAUGCACAUUUGUGGGUCACUGCACUCUACAUACUAACACUGUUUAGUAAUUCUAAAUUUCUGCUGUGAAAAGCUCCAAAAAUGUCUCUUGUGAAAAGGAAAAAAUGUGAAUACAAAAUAAAAGCAUAUUCAAAAUAAAUUUAGCUAAUAAAGAGGUCAAGCUUUGGGAUUAGAAGAAAUGCUUAAUGUUACUCUUUAAAAACAGUAUUCAGGGAUUUUGUUUGGUGAACAGUAUUUCAGAAAUAAUGUUGAUAUGCCCUUUUUGUGAAAAUGUCACUACCUAACACUAAACUAACAUGGUGCGAUACUGUCUUGACUGGGAGAUGUUACUAAUGCUACUGUGUUUAUUAAUAGUUUUAACCUGUUUAGCUUUAUUUUAACUGUAUUUAGUUUAGUUCUUAACUGACUCAUUCUAAUACCGGAUGUUUGUGUUGUCCAGACUGAGUAACAAUGCUAACUAUGCAGUAAUUUCUCUAACUGACAUAUUAUAAAAUGCACCAUAAUCACAUACUGUACACACAUAGUGAUGAAUAAAUAUUGUAAAAUUACAAUAUUGCCAAAGAAUAAGACAAUUAAUUGUGCGAUUGAUUGUCUACUCAUCUGUUGAAAAAUACAUUUGAGUAAUAUUUUGCAUAUGAUUUUUUUUUUUUUUUUCAAAAAGACA
Molecule: messenger RNA, 1843 nt
Organism: Myxocyprinus asiaticus (Chinese sucker)
Lineage: Eukaryota; Metazoa; Chordata; Actinopteri; Cypriniformes; Catostomidae
Exons: 5
Coding region: 60-926 (288 amino acids)
Source: RefSeq, a predicted model, not a curated record